Messenger RNA from Anastrepha ludens (Mexican fruit fly), 2004 nucleotides. Its product is annotated as protein scalloped. Gene Ontology annotation, molecular function: DNA-binding transcription factor activity, RNA polymerase II-specific; RNA polymerase II cis-regulatory region sequence-specific DNA binding. Lineage: Eukaryota; Metazoa; Arthropoda; Insecta; Diptera; Tephritidae. Gene Ontology annotation, cellular component: transcription regulator complex. Gene Ontology annotation, biological process: embryonic organ development; hippo signaling; regulation of transcription by RNA polymerase II. The transcript has 4 exons. The record is from RefSeq and is a predicted model, not a curated record. Bases 58 to 1197 code for a protein of 379 amino acids.
UUCUCACUUUCAGACGGUAUAGUCGGACCCGGCACCAUUACGUCACCGUGGCCACCGAUGAGUGCCGGCCCGCCAGGUGCGCUGGGGCCGGCAGACACAAAUGGCAGUAUGGUGGAUAGUAAAAAUUUGGAUGUCGGCGAUAUGAGCGACGACGAAAAGGAUCUCUCCUCUGCCGAUGCGGAAGGCGUGUGGAGCCCCGACAUCGAACAGAGUUUUCAAGAGGCUCUCUCCAUAUAUCCGCCAUGUGGACGACGGAAAAUCAUUCUAUCCGAUGAGGGUAAAAUGUAUGGCCGAAAUGAACUCAUCGCUCGUUACAUCAAACUACGCACAGGCAAGACGAGAACACGAAAGCAAGUCAGCUCGCACAUACAGGUUCUGGCCAGACGAAAAUUGCGUGAGAUUCAGGCGAAAAUUAAAGUCGAACCUAACGGCAUCGGUGGCAUCAAUGGCCACGCACAUUCGUUGCAUUUGCUAAGCGAAAAGGAGAAAGCACUGCAGGCUAUGAGUGGCAUGACCAGCUCACAAAUUGUUUCGGCGCAAGCAGCCAAGAAUCUUGCCUUUGCCGCUUCGGCUGCUGCAUUUUCCGCAGCCGGUAUGCAUCAGCCAGCGCACGGGACUAUGGGACCACCAGGACAAUCAGCACCACCACCAGCUGCACUUCCGCCUGCGUCAUCUUCGUCGGCGUCGGCAUCGUCAUCGUCAGUGGCAUCGUCGGCAGCAGUGGCAGCAGCUGCGGCAGCGGCGCAUUUAGUUGGACCGCAUUCACACCUGCAUCCACACGCGCCUACGCAUCAACACCACCACCAUCAUCACCACCACCACCUGAGCCACUUGAACCACCUGAACCACCUUAGUCACCAUCACCAUCCCACCGCCAGUACACAUCCGCAUUCGCAUUCGCAUGCACAUCCACAACCGCAUACGCAUCCGCACUUGCCGCAAACGACAGCGGGCACGGCUUAUUUGCAGCAACAUCAGGCGGCUGCAGCAGCAGCGGCGGCGGCAGCGGCAGCAGCACAAGUACACCAAAGCUCCGCCGGCACGACGACGACACCAACAGCAGCGGCGGCGGCAGUGGCAGCGGCAGCAGCAGCAGCCGGUCUGCCACACACCGCACACACGCAUGCGCACACGCCACUCCAUCAUCCACCAAUGUAUCCGGGCGUAAGAAAGUUCACAAUAAUUUUUCGCUUCUAACUCGGCAAAAUUUGUGCUCAUCAUCGCUAGAAAAAUUAAAAAAAAAAAAAAAAAAAAAAAAAAAAAGCAUUUCGCUAACCCCAAAGUGGUGCGCCAUUUUAUGUAGCUCGCUUCGUUGUAAAUAAAUCAUUUGAUAUCCGUUUCAUAUCUGUGUGUGUAUGUAACUUUUAUGUGUAUUGUGUAUAUGUGUGUGGGCUAAGUACUCGAGCAGCGCCCUAAAAGCAAUCAUUCAUAGGUUAAGGUCCAUCUAUCACAAAAAUUCCGCUUCGUACUGCCCCAUAGGGACCCAUAGCUAUCGCAACCCAUCGCUCGCUUCAUCUCAUCAGCAGUGGCGGCAGCCUAAAAGAGCAACAAAUAUCUGCAUUUGAGUAUUCUCGCCCAAUUAUUGAAACAUGAAUAUUGUAAAUAAAAAAAACAAAGUCAAAUAAAAUCUUCAAAGUGGUUGGGGUGUUUUUUAGCCAUAAUAAAAAUUAUAUAAAAAAAAAGGCGUCUCAUAGCUACAAGCAUACAUACAUACAUAUGUAAUCGGCGCCCAAAAAAGUGUGUAUUAUGUGUACUAUAUUUAUUAUCUUAAAUGCUAAAAACAAAAACAAAGCUAAAAGCUCUCAUCAAAUUCGCAUAACCCACAAAUUGUUGGCUCUUCAUAUAAACCUUGCUUUUCGCUGGCUCAUUUUGUUCAUGUGUAUCUCCAUUUGACUUAUUGACUUCUUUAACUAUAACUGUAACUCAAUUAUUGUUGUUAUUCAAAUAUUUCAUACUCACGUAUUUAUAUUUUCUUCUACUUUCUUCCACCUUCGCCCCCUGCAC